Molecule: messenger RNA, 2041 nt
Organism: Tilletiaria anomala UBC 951
Lineage: Eukaryota; Fungi; Basidiomycota; Exobasidiomycetes; Georgefischeriales; Tilletiariaceae
Exons: 7
Coding region: 285-1814 (509 amino acids)
Source: RefSeq, a predicted model, not a curated record
GCCCUCCAUGCGACUAUGCACUCCGCCCAAAAGGCGUCGAUCGUCCAUCAGCACAGAGAGGAAAGUAGCUAUAAAUCCAGGCCAAGCAUGGGCAACCACCUUUACGUCAUUGGUGGCACUCAUGCUGCUUGUUAAACCGAUCCGCUGACGGAUACGGGAGAUCCGAAAGCGUGCUCAGAUGGUGCCAGCUUACAUUCCGCGAUCUUGCCUGACGCCUGGCCGACCGCACCGUGGUGCAGUUUUUCAUUCACCUUGGAAGCUGUAAAUUCUCGGUUGUCAUCGCAAUGGACGACGUUUCCAAGGCAGUAGAGCGUGAUCAACCUUCCUCCUCUGACCUGCAAUGGGACGAGGGAUCUGCAGAGUCGCUGGACGAUUUUAUUGCAAAAAACAAACCGUCCGUGACAAAAGGAGGGCCAAACGGUCGCUGGAUCUGGGUACAAGUGGGCCCUGGCUUUCUUCCUAAUGGCUCAGGAAAAGACGAUUCAACACUGGUCACGGCGAUCGCGCAAGGGAUUGGUCUAUUUGUAAGUGCUAUCAAACGGAUUAAAGAGAUUCAAGCGGACAGCUCGACUCCCCUUCGCACAAGCAAGGCCAAGGGUAAGAGUAAGAAAAAUCACCGAGAAAUCGUGAGCUCAAAGCUCAAAGACGAUCUCAAGGAGGUUGCAUUCACUUCUGGCAUUGACGGUGGAAGAUGGCUCUUUUUCUCUGAUCGCGAUCAUGUCGAUGCGCUUUUUGCACGAAUUUCCCGCUCAUUGCAGAAUGGUGCUCUUUCCAAGUACCUGCAGCCUUCCGAGGGUCUUGCUCAGACUGGCAUCGUGAAAGUUGCGAGUGCAGAUCAUGUUCAACCAGGUUCCGGCUUUCAUGGACGAGAAGAUACCGGAGAGAGAUGGCCGAUUCAGGUUUAUGUCAGAAGCUGUUGGAACAAGGUCCACGUCGCCGAGAUUUUAACGGCUCUAAUCAAAGACACGGGGACUACACCGUCUGCUUGCAAAGCCGACUUGUACUCUUACAUAGGUAUCACUUCCGACCAUUCGGCAGGAUUACGCACAUCGCUCUUCACUCCUAAGGAGCUGCUGACCAACGACACCAUGGAUCAGCUCAAAGCGCUUUACCGCAGCAAGAACUUUUCCGAGGCGGCAAAGGAGAAUGGCGGUCAACACAAAGAGAUUGACAUUCUCAAAUUGGCGCAGGUUCGUGACGAGCACAAUGAAUUCGAGGAUCAUGAGGGUGUGGAGGUGUUGAGACGCGAAAAGGGAAAGGGUAAGGCGCCUCCAGCUAAAGCAAAAAGGAGCAAUUGGAAUCGGGCGGACAAGAGCAGUAAUGACGGGAGCAUGGUUGACGUCGAGAACACACCAAUGCCGCCACUUUGUAAGCCUGGUGUGAAAGAUUCUCACCAAGGCAAGCAGAGCGACUUGCAGGACGCAGAAGACGCGGCGAGCAGCGACACAGCACCAGAGGAUGAACAAUUCAGAGCAGCCACAGCACCCGCAUCUGCGCCUAUACCUUUCUCUGCGCGUGGUGAGCCCGCAGAUGCGACCAGCAAUGUCAACAAUGGCGGCAGUAACGACAAAGGGGUUCAGGACGCUGAAGAGUUUAGCGGCAGCGAGACAGAACCUGAUGAAGAACAACCGCUGCCAUUGGCAGCCAACGUUGGUGAGAAGCGCAAGGCGUGUCCCAGCGCAGACGAAAGAACGAAAGGCCCUACAUCUGCCAAUGAUACGACAGCAACAGCACACACUGCCACUUCCGCGUGGACGUUCAGACGUCCAAAAUCGCGGCAAGAGAGGAGAAGGGAUGACACGGAUGAUUUUUGAUGAAGCAUUGCGUUGCAUUCGUUUCUCUUGCGGAAUUUCCUGCCUUACUCCAUUCAUGCAGGCUUUUUUCACCAUGUACACGCUAUUGCAUUUUCUGUAGCAUAAAAUAGCGAUUUCGCUCAAGUCUCGUCCAUCUCAGGGGUGAGCAGCAGCCUGAUUGGUUGGACGCAAAUCAAUGCACUCCCUUCAUCCAACUGCGCCUGCUCAAGCGGCCUUGUUCUGUUCGA